Lingula anatina is the source of this 931-nucleotide messenger RNA. RefSeq lists its product as uncharacterized. Lineage: Eukaryota; Metazoa; Brachiopoda; Lingulata; Lingulida; Lingulidae. The record is from RefSeq and is a predicted model, not a curated record.
AUGCUUAGGCAGGAAAAAAGUGAUUCAUGUCGUGGCUGCAAGCUGCUUACUAAAAAGCAAGAUCAUGGAAAUACCACCAAAACUUUUUAUGGAAAAAUUGCACAGUUUUGGGAUGACUACCAGUAUAUACUGAGUAUUGCUAUUCCUGUAUGUGUGGGCACUCUUUUGGCUGUAGUUGUACUUACUUGUUGUAUGUGCUGUAGAAACUGCAGAAAGAAGAACAGAAGAGGAAAAAAGAAACCCAAUAACAGCAAGAAGUUUCAUGAGUUGAAGAACAUGGACAGGGUGAUGCUGCUGGCAGAUAGUUCUGAUGAUGAAAUCUAAGCAAUAAGAUGCCACUACCAACCUAAUAUCAGAUCUUUGUCAAAUUGGAAAAGAUCUCGGGAGAUCAGAACCAUUUAGGAGUUUCAGAGACAUUUUGAUGUUUCAAUAACAACUACUUUGUCAUAAUGAUCAGUGUUUUGGUUCAUCGAGGUUUUCUUAGUUUUAAAGGCAUUUUAAAGUUCAUAAUAAUGAUAACUUGGUCAAAUUGAUAAGUGUCUUGGAUGACUGAAGUUUAUGGAUUGAUGACUUUUUGUUUAUGAUUGUGACAUCAACAUCUGCUCAAACUUAAAAGAUCUGAAUUUUGAUGACUGAUAAUGCAUAAGUCUUCCAUUUUAAACACAUACUCAAAUACAUUGGCUCUCUGAAAAGAAGUUGCAAUCUACUUUGGUUCUUAUAUGAAAGACAUUACCUUCAGCUUUGUGGUUUUUUCUUGAAAGAUGCUAUAUUUAACUUCAUUGGUUCUUGAAAGAUGUUAUCUUAGAUCUCAUUGGCUCUUAUUUGAUAGAAUUUUUUCUCAUUUCUUUUUUUGAUAGAUGCUUAGUGGUUUAUCACAUGAUGUGAUAAGCACCUGUGCAUUAUGUUAAAAUGAUUUGACUUACAAUGUUUU